Penicillium olsonii is the source of this 1197-nucleotide messenger RNA. The record is from the annotation of a GenBank genome assembly. NCBI's taxonomy places the organism in Eukaryota, Fungi, Ascomycota, Eurotiomycetes, Eurotiales, Aspergillaceae.
AUGCCUCGAGAUCCGUUGAUUGGAUUGGUUGGAAAGCCAUCGAGUGGAAAGUCCACAACAUUGAACAGCUUGACAGAUGCGACUUCCAAAGUCGGUAAGAAACUUCCCGUAUGUGUGUUGCGAUCGCGCCGAAGCGCCCCCGCCUUAUCGAAGACCGCGCAGACCGUAUUGACCCCAAAUAGCUUCACAACCAUUGACCCCCAACGAGCCAUUGGAUAUCUUCAAAUCGACUGCCCAUGUCAACGAUACAAUGUUUCAGAUCGAUGCCUGCCCAACUACGGUGGGUGUCAUGAAGGACGGCGCUCCGUGCCCAUUGAGCUGCUAGAUGUCGCCGGUCUCGUGCCUGGUGCGCAUCAGGGCCGUGGUCUGGGUAACAAAUUCUUGGAUGAUCUGCGUCAAGCUGAUGCUCUGAUUCACGUUGUGGACGUGAGUGGAACUACGGAUGCCGAAGAGGCAAACCCCAUCGACACCCUGCAAAAACAAUUCGCUGGUUACGGAAGUACCCAGCAAACGGUUGCUCGCUUCAUGGAUAAGCUCGCCAUCAAGCAACCAUUGGAAGAAUGGUCGGACGAGACGGUCGAAGCGGUUGUGAACGCGUUUAUCGACGAGAAAUUCCCAACCGUGUUCGCUUUGAACAAGAUCGAUCACCCCGAUGCUGACAAGAACGUCAGCAAAAUCGCCAAGAUGCAAGACCCACAAAGCAUUGUACUGUGCUCUGCGAUCUCUGAAGUUUUCCUGCGACGACUAGCAAAACAGGAAUAUAUCAAAUAUGUCGAAGGCAGUGAGUUCGUCGAUUCGCGAGAAGACUUGAUUGAAAUGGGUGACCCCACUGGAGGAGGUCUGAAGGAGAUGGACGAAAAACUGAAAACUCGGGUUGAGAACCUGAAAGAUAUGGUUCUCUACCGAUUCGGAUCUACCGGAGUUGUACAGUGUCUUUCUCGCGCAGCAGAGCUCUUGGGCCUUGUGCCAAUCUUCCCAGUCCGUAACGUCCAGACUUUUAACUCUGGAAAUGGAACUGCCGCGUUCCGUGACUGUGUUCUCGUGAAGAAAAACAGCACAGUCGGCGAUGUUGCCCGCAAGGUGAUGGGUGAUGUGCCUAUCAACUAUAUUGAAGGCGUUGGCGGAACACGUGUUGCAGAGGAGGAUAUUGUGGCAGUUGGGAAACACGAUAUCCUCUCAUUCAAAGUUGGUCGGUAG